AGAAAGAAAGCGGACUAAGCCGUGGAAUGAACCGUGCGCUAGUUAUUACUGACCAAUCAUUUCUCUCAUUUCUCAUCAGAUUUGCAUAACCCACCCAAGGUUCCCUCUUACAAGCUCUUGACGUCAUAAUAUUAAGUAAAUUCCUUGGUCUCCGGCCAUUGAGAGCAGCGCCAUGUUCCAUGACUACGAGACAAUUACCUCAAAGCUCUUUGGGAUAAGUUCAAUUGAACUAAUAAGCUUACCCCGACUCGAAUACAUUGUUUAUAUGCAAUUUUUCUAAGCUUCAAGCUACCCACUGUCUACAACAUACUACCUACAUACUCACUUAUACAACUACAACUACAGCUACGACUACUGCCGUUUACCUAGAGAUCUUAUAUACCAUCUCGAGAACUAUAUCAAACACACAUAAACAUAAUGGCCUCCAGAAUGCUAUUCAGAUCAGCUGCUACCAUUGCUACAGGCAGACAAGCAGCGGCACAACGGACCUUCACCACCAGCUCCGCAAACCUAUCCUACAAGGAGAGCAACCACGGAUCCGAAACACACGACCCGGAGAAGCACAAGCAGGACCUGCUAGCGAAGCACAAGGAAGGCAAGGGCCACUGGAAGCCCGAGCUGGCAUCCGAUAGCGAGGAAGCCAUCAAGGCAGACCGGCACGGCGGCGACGGCAAGGAGGACAUCGCGGCUCUGCAGGAGCGCACCAAGCGGGCUGCCGAAGAGACCAGCAAAGCCGGCACUAGCAUGCGUGAUGGGUUGUAAGGUCAGGACGUUUUAUUAGUUAUUAUUAUUAUUAUUAUUAUAAGCAACUAUACAGACGUUGGGCUGACUGGCUAUUUCAGAGUCGACUUGAUGGACAGGGAUGGAUCAAGAUGAAAAUGAUGGGCGUUGUUCGGACGUUAUGGUAGGCGGUUUCGUUGCGGGUUUACUCAAUAUGUAUUGUACGAGUAGGAAAUGACAAUGGACUCGGGAUCUAAUGGCUAACUGGAGUAUCUAUCUACAUCUACAUGCUCGACUAUCGUUCCUCGCUAACGUGUAGUCUAUAAAUCUUCUUCUACGGCUGAGAUAUAUUCAUGGCUCAAUUAUUAUAACUAGGUACCUAUGUAUGCAUUAUUCUUCCAGUAAGUGAACUUGGACCGUUUAUGGUUCGCAAGUCGAUUUAUAUCAAAUACCCAACGAGAGAAUAUACGAUGUGUAAGUCCGUGGCGCCCGUCCACGUAUGAGUGUAUAAUAUAAACAAUGAUAUAUAUAUAAUCAAUGUAAGUCUCCCUGUUAAACGCCAUGCCGACGCCAUGCAAAAUGCAACGAGGACUCGAGUAUAUCAGUCCAAUCCAGCCCUGUCCUGCGCAAUUACCACAUCCCGCCUCUUUUCUAAUCCCCCCUUAGGUGCCUAGCCAGCCCCCC
This is a messenger RNA of Daldinia decipiens, 1404 nucleotides long. RefSeq lists its product as uncharacterized. Lineage: Eukaryota; Fungi; Ascomycota; Sordariomycetes; Xylariales; Hypoxylaceae. The coding region runs from base 418 to 762 and encodes 114 amino acids. The record is from RefSeq and is a predicted model, not a curated record. The transcript has 2 exons.